UCUCCAGUCAGUGUUCAUCACAUCAGUGGACAAGACAUAUUGGAUUUCUGUCAGAGGUUGUAGGACAAUCAGGCACUCGGGAUGACGCACCAGUCCCCCACACUCUCCGAGGCGCAGAAGAGGGAGCUACAUGAGACUGCUCUACGCAUAGUUUCUCCAGGGAAGGGCAUCCUGGCUGCAGACGAGUCUGUCGGCAGCAUGGCUAAGCGGCUGGCUCAGGUCGGGGUGGAGAACACAGAGGAGAACCGCAGACAGUACCGGCAGAUUCUCUUUAGUGCAGACGAUCGCAUCAACGGCUGCAUUGGAGGGGUCAUCUUCUUCCAUGAGACGCUGUAUCAGCACACUGAUAACGGCGUAGCCUUUGUCAAGAUGAUCAGGGACAGGGGCAUCAUGGUCGGCAUCAAGGUUGACAAGGGUGUCGUCCCCCUGGCAGGAACUUGUGGAGAAACCACCACACAGGGUCUGGAUGGAUUGUCGGAGCGCUGUGCGCAGUAUAAAAAGGAUGGAGCUGUCUUUGCAAAGUGGCGCUGUGUGCUUAAAAUCAGUGACACCAAUCCAUCUAAACUGGCUAUAACAGAAAAUGCAAAUGUUCUUGCACGCUACUCCAGUAUCUGCCAGCAGCAUGGCAUCGUGCCCGUUAUAGAGCCGGAGAUUCUGCCUGAUGGAGAUCAUGACCUGAAACGCAGCCAGUACAUCACUGAGAAGGUACUGACUGCAGUGUACAAGGCCAUGUCGGACCACCAUGUGUACCUGGAAGGUACUAUCCUCAAACCCAACAUGGUUACCUCUGGACACAGCUGCCCCACCAAGUACAGCCCAGAGGAGGUUGCUAUGGCAACUGUCACCGCCUUGCGCCGCACUGUCCCACCAGCUGUCACAGGAGUGGCUUUUCUCUCAGGCGGUCAGAGUGAAGAAGAGGCCUCUGUCAACCUCAAUGCCAUCAACAACUGCCCUCUGGCCAAACCCUGGAUCCUAACGUUCUCCUUCGGCCGAGCCCUGCAGGCGUCUGCACUCAGAGCCUGGAGAGGACAUAAAGAGAAUGAGAAAGCCGCCACUGAGCAGUUCAUCAAGAGAGCAGAGGUGAACAGUCUGGCAUGUCAGGGGAAGUACCCUGGAGGAGAGAACUACGGCGAGGCUGGCCAGCGCAGCUAUGGUUCCUGUCAUGCAUACUGAGUACAUGGGAAAGCCAUGUUUCAAUUAGCAGUGUAUUUUCUUCCAUUACCAUAAAAAGGAGGAAUUAUAAUGUAGAUAAUUAGGUAAUUUCAGAAUUCUGACACUCAUGAUGAUGUUACAUGAAAUCAAAUUCCUGCCUUGACAAAUGAGGACAAUCAGAACAUGGGCUUGGGUAUUUAUAAAGCAUGUAUUGAAUAAAAGAUGUUUUGCUUUACUAUUGUGAUGGAUGUACAGUUUAAUCUUGUGACAGUGCCAUAAGUUAAGCAUUUACUACUUAGUAUCACAAAUAACUGGCCAUGUGCUUUAAGUAAAUUGAAUUUAGGCUGCAGAGCAAUGGUGUUAGUUUGUUUCCAAAAUAGUAAAAAUGACUGAAUUUCUGACAUAUAAUUCCCCUUCUUGUUACGUGGAAAUAUCUUCAGGUUGUGAAAAGCUUCUCUGUGUAGGUGGGUAUGUGUACUUUAGUUUUGUUAGUAACCAGAAUUAGCUUCAAGCUAAUUUGCCUCUGCAGUCCCUGGGUAGAAAGCACAAUCAGCAUUGCAGUAACUUGGAACACAAUGUGAUGUUGUGUGUGUGUGUGUGUGUUGUCAUUCUGAAUAGUAUUCUCUAAUAGUCUGAUAAACAUAGUUCAAAUGUAAGCAUUCAAGCAAUAAAACAGUGUUCAGGUUCA
This is a messenger RNA of Perca fluviatilis (European perch), 1840 nucleotides long. RefSeq names its product aldolase C, fructose-bisphosphate, a (gene aldoca). Bases 82 to 1173 code for a protein of 363 amino acids. Gene Ontology annotation, biological process: glycolytic process; fructose 1,6-bisphosphate metabolic process. The record is from RefSeq and is a predicted model, not a curated record. Gene Ontology annotation, cellular component: cytosol. The transcript has 9 exons. Gene Ontology annotation, molecular function: fructose-bisphosphate aldolase activity. NCBI's taxonomy places the organism in Eukaryota, Metazoa, Chordata, Actinopteri, Perciformes, Percidae.